AUCCUGUUCUUGCUGUUUGGAACAGUAAGGUCACAAGUGAAUCCAGGCGUGUGUCGUUAUCCUUUGGGAAUGACAGGCGGCCAGAUCCAGGAUGAGGACAUCUCUGCUUCCAGCCAAUGGUCUGAGUCAACAGCAGCCAGAUAUGGCAGACUGGACUUCGAUGAUGGAGACGGCGCCUGGUGUCCUGACGUCAUGACGGAGUCAGACAAUCUGAAGGAGUUCCUGCAGAUUGAUCUUCGCUCGCUACACUUCGUCACCUUGGUGGGCACACAAGGACGCCACGCUGAUGGCGUGGGCAACGAGUUCGCACAGCGCUACAGGAUUAAAUACAGCCGUGACGGCAGCCGCUGGGUCUCCUGGCGCGACCGUAAGGGCAGACAGAUUAUUGAGGGGAACAGGAACGCCUACGACAUUGUCCUCAAGGACCUGGAGCCACCCAUCAUCGCCCGCUUUGUCCGCUUCAUGCCCAUGACUGAUCCCUCCAUGAUUGUGUGUAUGAGGGUGGAGCUUUAUGGAUGUGAAUGGCUAGAUGGUCUGGUGUCCUACAGUGCUCCUGUUGGUCAGCAGAUGGCAUUCCAAGACCAGCACGUCUACCUGAAUGACACGGUGUACGAUGGAGCUGUUGGUUACAGUAUGACGGAGGGGUUGGGACAGCUGACUGAUGGGACCUGGGGUCUGGAUGACUUUACCCAAAGUCAAGUCUAUGGUGUCUGGCCUGGCUAUGACUAUGUGGGCUGGACAAAUGCGAGUUUCCCCAGUGGUGCUGUAGAGAUGACCUUCGAAUUUGAUCGUAUCAGAAACUUCACCUCGAUGAAGGUGCAUUGCAAUAACAUGUAUACAUCAGGGGUGAGAAUAUUCCGCCAAGUCAUGUGUUAUUUCCGCUCUGAGUCAGACUGGGAGCCCAAACCUGUCUCAUUCAGGCCUAGAGUGGACAACAUUAGCCCAAGUGCUCGUUUUGUCACCGUUGCCCUCGGCAACCACAUGGCCAGUGCCAUUAGGUGCCGUUUUGCUUUCAGUGACGCCUGGAUGAUGUUCAGCGAAAUUGCCUUUCAGUCAGACACCGCAGCAUACAACACCUCUUUAGUUCCUCGCAAACAUGGCCACCCUGCAAACACUCAGCCAGGGGACGACCCUACCCACAAAGUGGAUGACAGCAACACAAGGAUUCUUAUUGGCUGCCUGGUGGCCAUCAUUGUGAUCCUACUGGCCAUUAUAAUCAUUAUACUGUGGCGACAGGUGUGGCAGAAGAUGCUGGAGAAGGCCUCACGGAGGAUGCUAGAUGAUGAACUGACAGCGCGUCUCUCCGUUCAGAGAGAGGCCUUGACCUCCCACCACUCCUCGCUGUCGAGUGACGUUGAGUCACACUCCACAUACGAGAGGAUUUUUCCUCUGGGAUCUGAUUACCAGGAGCCAUCCCGCCUCUUACGGAAACUACCGGAAUUUCAAGCCACAGAGAAUCUUGUUAUCGAAACUGCGUCAUCCAACUCCUCUCAGAUCUGUGGAACGAGCGACGUCCCGCACUAUGCUGAAGCGGACAUCAUGUCACAACAGGACGCACCAAGCAGUCCCAGUUACUCUGUCACGGCGGUGAAUGUGCCACUGCCCCCGGAGAGAGACAGGGCACUAGAGGAGUUUCCCAGAGAGCAGCUAACGUUCAAAGAGAAACUGGGGGAAGGACAGUUUGGAGAAGUUCAUCUGUGCGAAGCAGAGGGAAUACAGGACUUUGUGAAGGAAGACUUCAGUGGCGCUGGUGACAAGCCCAUCCUUGUGGCAGUGAAGACUCUGAGAGAGGAUGCCGACAAAAAUGCAAGGAAUGACUUUCUGAAAGAGAUCAGGAUAAUAUCUCGGUUGAGGGACCCAAACAUCAUCCGUCUGCUGGCGGUUUGUGUGGAGAGCGAUCCCCUCUGCAUGAUCACAGAGUACAUGCAGAACGGAGACCUCAACCAGUUCCUCUCCUGCCACCAACUCCAGGACAAAGCUUCUGAACAAAGAAACACCACCAUCAGUCUGAAUGACCUGAUCAGUAUGGCUACUCAGAUUGCUUCUGGCAUGAAGUACCUGUCCUCUCUAAAUUUUGUGCACCGUGACCUGGCCACUCGUAACUGUUUGGUGGGAGAGAACAACACCAUUAAGAUCUCAGAUUUUGGCAUGAGCAGAAACCUGUAUCGCGGAGACUACUACCGCAUCCAGGGCCGGGCUGUGCUGCCCAUCCGCUGGAUGUCUUGGGAGAGCAUCCUGCUGGGUAAGUUCACCAUGGCCAGUGACGUGUGGGCGUUUGGGGUAACGCUGUGGGAAACUCUGACGCUCUGUAAAGAGCAGCCGUACUCCCAGCUCUCAGAUGAACAGGUCAUUGAGAAUACUGGAGAGUUUUUCAGAGACCAGAGCAAGCAGGUUUAUCUGGCCCAGCCGACAUGCUGUCCUGACCCCAUCUACAGGCUCAUGAUCAGCUGCUGGAGAAGGAAUGCCAAGGAGAGGCCCACCUUCCAGGAGAUCCACAGUACCCUGUUAGAGUACCAGCAAGCUUAA
Messenger RNA from Chanos chanos (milkfish), 2526 nucleotides. It is a transcript of the gene ddr2b, whose product is annotated as discoidin domain receptor tyrosine kinase 2b. Gene Ontology annotation, molecular function: collagen binding; ATP binding; protein tyrosine kinase collagen receptor activity. Gene Ontology annotation, biological process: multicellular organism development; protein phosphorylation; positive regulation of phosphatidylinositol 3-kinase/protein kinase B signal transduction. Bases 70 to 2526 code for a protein of 818 amino acids. Lineage: Eukaryota; Metazoa; Chordata; Actinopteri; Gonorynchiformes; Chanidae. The record is from RefSeq and is a predicted model, not a curated record. The transcript has 16 exons. Gene Ontology annotation, cellular component: signaling receptor complex; plasma membrane.